CUAAUUUUGGUAUUAUUCAUAGAAGAAAAUAUAUUAAUUUAUUAUUUAGGGUAAAAAAUCCUCGUGAUUUGCAUUUGAAUCCAGCCUUGAUGGCUUUUGCACUACGAUUGCGGCAUCUAAAAAGCAACAAAUAUUCUCUCAAUAGUUUUAGAGAGGUGGUAAGGUUUUCGUUGAGAGAAAGAAACUGUCCUGUUCGAGCAAUGUCAGUACGAAUUGAAACAGACACAUUUGGGGAGAUUGAGGUUCCAUCUGAGAAAUAUUAUGGAGCUCAAACAGCAAGAUCUAUAAAGAACUUUCCAAUUGGAGAUCCACAGUAUGAGAGAAUGCCUAUUCCAGUUAUCCGAGCAUUUGGUUACCUCAAAAAAGCUGCAGCAUUGGUCAAUAAGGAAUAUGGUAUGGACGCCAGUGUUGCUGAACAUAUUAUGGAAGCAGCUGAUGAGGUGAUCUCAGGUAAACUGGAUGAUCAUUUUCCUCUGGUAGUCUGGCAAACUGGUUCCGGAACUCAAUCAAACAUGAAUGUGAAUGAAGUAAUCAGUAAUCGGGCAAUAGAGAUGAUGAAUGGUGAGAUGGGGAGCAAGACUCCAGUCCAUCCUAAUGACCAUGUUAAUAAAAGUCAGAGCUCCAAUGAUACCUUCCCAACAGCCAUGCAUAUUGCAGCAGCAAUUGAAGUUCAUGAGAGACUUUUACCAGGACUUGAUAAAAUACAUGAAGCUCUUGAAAAAAAAGCUGAAGAAUUUAAAGAUAUUGUGAAGAUUGGACGAACGCAUACCCAGGAUGCAACGCCACUUACACUGGGUCAAGAGUUCUCUGGUUAUGCAACUCAGUUGAAGUAUGGAAAACAAAGAGUUCUCAACACUUUACCAAGAGUUUUUGAGCUUGCUAUUGGUGGAACUGCCGUUGGAACUGGACUUAAUACAAAAAUUGGUUUUGCUGAGAAAAUGUCAGCUACAAUUGCAGAGUUAACAUCACUCUCGUUUACCAGUGCUCCAAAUAAGUUUGAAGCAUUAGCUGCCCACGACGCAAUGGUUGAAUUACACGGAGCUCUGAACGUGAUCGCGUGUAGUCUGAUGAAGAUUGCUAAUGAUAUUCGUUUUCUUGGCUCUGGUCCGCGAUGUGGUCUGGGCGAGUUGUCUUUACCUGAGAAUGAACCGGGAAGUAGCAUCAUGCCUGGUAAAGUAAAUCCAACACAGUGCGAGGCGAUCACAAUGGUUGCUGCUCAAGUCAUGGGUAAUCAAGUAGCAGUCAGCGUUGGAGGUAGCAACGGUCAUUUCGAAUUAAAUGUCUUUAAACCAAUCAUCAUACGCAACGUCUUGCAGUCGACACGUCUCCUAGGCGACGCCUGCUCAGCCUUCACAGACAACUGUGUGAAUGGUAUUGUUGCCAACCGUGAGAAGAUUGAUCAACUCCUUCAUGAGUCUCUCAUGUUAGUAACGGCGUUAAACCCAUACAUUGGUUAUGAUAAAGCAGCGAAGAUUGCAAAGAAGGCACACAAGGAUGGCACCACGCUUAAGCAAGCUGCUGUCGCAUUGCAGUAUUUGACAUCUGAGGAAUUUGACUCUUAUGUAAAACCAGAAGAAAUGUUAGGACCGAAAUAGAUACGUUAUUCCAAAAAUGUAAAAUGUGCACAAACGAUGUGAACAUUCCGUUGUGACUUUGUCAUUUAGCGACCCAGGCCAUAGUAAUCAGCUGUUAACAUUUGUAACAUGAAGCUUUUGCCAAAA
Molecule: messenger RNA, 1721 nt
Organism: Dendronephthya gigantea
Lineage: Eukaryota; Metazoa; Cnidaria; Anthozoa; Malacalcyonacea; Nephtheidae
Product: fumarate hydratase, mitochondrial-like
Exons: 8
Coding region: 90-1595 (501 amino acids)
Biological process (GO): tricarboxylic acid cycle; malate metabolic process; fumarate metabolic process
Cellular component (GO): tricarboxylic acid cycle heteromeric enzyme complex; mitochondrion
Molecular function (GO): fumarate hydratase activity
Source: RefSeq, a predicted model, not a curated record